Molecule: messenger RNA, 1356 nt
Organism: Brassica oleracea var. oleracea
Lineage: Eukaryota; Viridiplantae; Streptophyta; Magnoliopsida; Brassicales; Brassicaceae
Product: TBC1 domain family member 8B-like
Exons: 10
Coding region: 202-1356 (384 amino acids)
Source: RefSeq, a predicted model, not a curated record
CAAUUAAAAAUCUUGCCUUUCUCUCUCUCUCUCUCUCUCUCUCUCUCUCUCUCUCUCUCUCUGAGUCUUCACACUGUAACUUCAUCUUCAUCUCCAAACUUUCAAUCGCGUAAUGAUGAUCAAGCAAGUUAAGUAGCCUAGCUUACUACUACUACUCCACCGGAUCUCACCGGAGAGAUCUCGCCCUCCGUCUCAUUAACGAUGAUCACCGACGCCGUGAAUCCUCUCUCCACAUCCGACCACAAAAGGGAUGCUUAUGGAUUUUCUGUGAGGCCUCAGCAUGUGCAAAGAUACCGAGAACAUGUCAAAAUCUACCAGGAGGAAGAAGAGGAGAGGUGGGACAGGUGGAACAGUUUCCUCGAAGAUCAUGGAUCAUCUGAAGAAAAAUAUCUGCCACCAGGUCCUAAUUUAACUCCCGGAGAUGAGAAGAAAGUGCUAAGAUCUCAGAUAUGGACUGAGGUCAGGCCAUCUCUUCGAGCAAUUGAGGGCUUGAUGAGUGCUCGUGUAAAAAAGAAAGACCAUUCUUCGAAUGGCGAGCGAGGAGCUCAAAGAUCGAAUCCAUUUCAGGAUGAUUCUUCAGAUAGCACAUGUGUCUCCUCCAGCAUGCCUGCUGCUGAUGCAAAGUCCCAAGUAUCUGCAUUCCCUUGGAAAGAAGAACUCCAAGUACUUGUUCGCGGUGGUGCUCCUAUGGCUCUGAGGGGUGAGCUCUGGCAAGCAUUUGCGGGAGUUAAGAAACGCCGGGUCGAGAACUAUUACCAAAGUCUGCUUGCUGCUGAUGGUCUAGGAAAGGACAUAGAGCUGCAGGAUGAGAAAAGUUCAAGUGCAGACCCACUCGCUGCUGUGGAGAAAUGGAAAGGACAGAUAGAGAAGGAUUUACCCCGGACAUUUCCAGGGCAUCCUGCCCUAGAUGAUGAUGGGAGAAAUGCUCUGAGGAGAUUGCUAACUGCUUAUGCUAGGCAUAAUCCCUCUGUUGGAUACUGUCAGGCUAUGAAUUUCUUUGCUGGACUCUUAUUACUUAUGAUGCCCGAAGAGAAUGCUUUUUGGUCGCUGAUAGGAGUCAUUGAUGACUACUUCAAUGAUUAUUACUCUGAAGAGAUGAUCGAGUCACAGGUUGACCAACGAGUUCUGGAGGAGUUGGUUCGAGAGAGAUUUCCUAAAAUGGUUCAACAUCUAGAUUAUCUUGGAGUGCAGGUGGCUUGUGUUACAGCGCCAUGGUUUCUUUCCAUCUUCAUCAAUAUGCUUCCAUGGGAAAGUGUUCUCAGAGUGUGGGAUGUGCUUCUGUUUGAAGGAAACUGUGUAAUGCUUUUCAGAACAGCACUUGCAUUGAUGGAACUUUGUGUCAUUCUUUAUGUUUAA